This is a messenger RNA of Caenorhabditis briggsae, 1464 nucleotides long. It is a transcript of the gene Cbr-cyp-33C12, whose product is annotated as Protein CBR-CYP-33C12. Gene Ontology annotation, cellular component: intracellular membrane-bounded organelle; cytoplasm. Gene Ontology annotation, molecular function: heme binding; iron ion binding; oxidoreductase activity, acting on paired donors, with incorporation or reduction of molecular oxygen, reduced flavin or flavoprotein as one donor, and incorporation of one atom of oxygen. The coding region runs from base 1 to 1464 and encodes 487 amino acids. The transcript is spliced from 4 exons. The record is from RefSeq and is a predicted model, not a curated record. NCBI's taxonomy places the organism in Eukaryota, Metazoa, Nematoda, Chromadorea, Rhabditida, Rhabditidae. Gene Ontology annotation, biological process: xenobiotic metabolic process.
AUGAUUCUUCUCUUGUUGUUCACUACACUCUCGUUGUGGUUGUUCCAUGAAUUGUACUGGAAACGAAGGAACUAUCCGAAUGGACCGUUGCCAUUACCGGUUAUUGGGAAUAUGGUCCCAAUCAUGAAGCUUAAUAGCUUCACAUGGUUCAAAUAUCCCUAUAUUUCAUUCAUUCCAGGUACCAAACCCUACAUCGUCGUUUCCUCCUACAAACGUCUCAAAGAAACUUUCAUCCUUGAUGGUGACACCUACGCUGACAAAGCCUAUCAACCAUUUCAAGAACAAUUCCGUGGAGGCCAAUACGGAGUCAUCGAUACCAAUGGACACGUUUGGAGCACCCAUCGCCGAUUUGCUCUCACCACAUUCAGAGACUUUGGACUUGGAAAGGACUUGAUGCAACAAAAAAUUCUAAUUGAGGUUGAUGAAAUCUUUCGGAAAUUUGACGAAAAUAUUGGAAAGGAGCAAGAGAUUCCAGGAGUUUUCUAUAACGCCGGAGCCAAUGUGAUCAAUCAAUUGAUUUUUGGAUAUCGUUUCGAUGAGGAAAAGCAGGAAGAACUGAAGAAGCUGAAAGCGCUGAUGGAAUUCCAAGAGACUGCUUUUACCACUUUCAAGGUGCAAGUUCAGUUUUUCGCGCCUAUCGUGGGAAGGAUGCUGCCAGGAAAAUCAGUGGAAGAGUUACUCGCUGAGUUCACAGUAGAUUUCUAUAAAUUCUUCGAUCACCAAAUUGAGGAGCACCGCUCGAAAAUCGAUUUCGACUCUGAAGAAAAUCUCGACUACGCUGAAGCUUAUCUCAAGGAGCAAAAGAAGAAGGAAUCUGAAGGAGACAUGGAGCUCUUCGGUAAUCGACAACUAUCUAAUAUGUGUUUUGAUCUCUGGGUAGCUGGAUUAUCCACAACUCAUACCACUUUGUCAUGGAUCAUCGCAUACGUUCUCAACCAUUCAGAAGUUCAAAAGACGAUGCAAAUAGAGUUGGAUGAAGUGAUUGGAAGUGACAGGCUUAUCAGCACUGGUGAUAAGAAUAAUCUUCCAUUUAUGAACGCUGUGAUCAAUGAGUCUCAAAGAUGUGCAAAUAUUGUACCACUUAAUCAAAUUCAUUGUGUUUCCAAAGACACUAUGAUCAAUGGGGUGCUGGUGAAGAAGGGUACAGGAAUCAUUCCUCAGAUUAGUACAGUACUACUUGACGAGACAACCUUUCCGGAUCCAUAUAAAUUCAAUCCAGAGAGAUUUAUCGAUGAGCAUGGGAAGCUGAAAAAAGUUGAGGAGCUUUGCGCAUUUUCAGUUGGCAAGCGACAAUGUCUCGGGGAAGGACUAGCGAGGAUGGAAAUGUUUCUUUUCAUUUCCAAUUUCUUUAAUCGGUAUCAGGUAACACCCGGCUCGUCUGGUCCUCCAAGUCUGGAGAAGGAGACGAUGUUCAAUGCAACACCACGGAAGAUUCGUGCGGUUUUGACGAAAAGAUAUUUGUAA